Erpetoichthys calabaricus (reedfish) is the source of this 5308-nucleotide messenger RNA. RefSeq names its product uromodulin-like 1 (gene umodl1). Gene Ontology annotation, cellular component: extracellular region. Gene Ontology annotation, molecular function: protein binding; calcium ion binding; peptidase inhibitor activity. The transcript has 32 exons. Lineage: Eukaryota; Metazoa; Chordata; Cladistia; Polypteriformes; Polypteridae. The coding region runs from base 140 to 5308 and encodes 1722 amino acids. The record is from RefSeq and is a predicted model, not a curated record.
GAGCCUCUGCUCUGUCACCACUGCACACAAAUCAUUCAGGCAGAAGUGCGGCUGAGAGAAAGGAGCGCAUCUUCUGAAAGAUAAACAAAAGGAUUUUCAAUGCAGUAAAUAUUAUGCAAAUUAGUAAAAUCAAAAUAUCAUGAGAGGAGUUGCAUUUGCUUGGCUUUUCACAGCCCAGUUCCUGGGAUUAAGUGUUUUGUCUCAAGGGUCCAGUCUUGCUUUAUCAGGAUAUCAUCUAUGCAAGAAGUCUGUAGUACUGACGGCCUCCAAGGUUGUCUCCUUUCAGCAGUCUUACACUCAAAAUGUGCCUUGUGGAAGAUUUAUGAUGUUCUCAAUGUGUCAAGUAACACUUUACCAAACAUCAUAUCGAAUUCUUUUAACCAAAACGACGAAAGAAAUUACAACCUGUUGUGAUGGUUAUGUGCAGGCUGGAUCAUAUUGUGUUUUACCCUUGGAAAAAGCUUCAGUGUUCACCUCAAAGCCAGGAAGAUGUCCACAGCAGAAAACGAGUGAGCUCAGUACCUCUUGCCAUUGGGAUACUGACUGCCCUGAUCUCCAAAAAUGCUGUAAAAUAGAAGGAAAAUCUGAGUGCAUGACACCAGUGGCUUUAGCUGAAGAAAACAACUGGCUUUAUAAUGUGACCAUCAAGGUUAAAGUGGUCUCUACUGCACUUGAUAUGAAGUCUAAUCUUGUAAAUCUCACAAGACUGCUGGACUCUUUGGUAACUGGUACUUUGAGCAAUAGGAAUCCAUCUGCGUAUCAUAUUCGCACUUACACCACCGGACAAUUCAACACAGCUUCAGAACUUUUAAUUCAAGUCCGUCAGCACAUGUCACUUGAUGACAUGUACACUCAGCUGGGUAUGUUGGUGGAAAACAUUGAUGAAAUCAUUCAUGUAGAUGUUGAAGAUGUGAAUGAAUGUUCACACACUGAACUGAAAGGAUGUUCUUCAAAUGCAUAUUGUUCCAACACAGUGGGCUCCUAUGACUGUGAAUGUAUUCAUGGGUACACUGAAACAGGGCAGGGUAAAAAAGGAUCAAACUGCAUAGAUGCUGAUGAAUGUAAAACUGGUAAAAACGACUGCAGUCCACAUGCUGAUUGCGAGAAUAUGAUUGGUGGAUACAACUGCAUGUGUAAAAAGGGUUUCAAUGACACAGACCCAGGCUAUCCAGGGAGAAACUGCACAGAUAUAAAUGAAUGUAAAACUGGCAAACACAGUUGUUGUCCUAAUGCGAUCUGUGAGAACACUGAAGGUGGAUACAUUUGUUCUUGUAUGCAUGGAUACAAAGACAUUGACUCCAGUAACCCAGGAAUGAAAUGUGAAGACAUAAAUGAAUGUGAGAGUAUGAACCACACUUGUAGCCCUUUUGCAGUCUGUAAUAAUACAAUCGGAGGAUAUCACUGCUCUUGUAAAAGUGGCUUUACCGAUGAGGAUGCUAACAACCCAGGGAAGUACUGCAAAGAUAUAAAUGAAUGUGAAAUGGGAAACAACACCUGCAGUCCUCAUGCGACUUGUCAAAACAUGAUGGGCGAAUACUCUUGUUCUUGUAAAACUGGCUUCAUUGACAAAGACCCCACUAACCCUGGAAGAAAGUGUGAAGUAAUUAAGGAGUGUAUGUCUGGAGAAAACAUCUGUUGUCCUGGGACAAAUUGCCAGAACGCCAGUGAAGGAAUCAACUGUUCUGAUCCAUUACCAGUGAAAGACUUAACUUUUUUAAACAUCACUAAAUCCAGUUUUCAUGUAACUUGGUCUGCUGAUCCCAAAGUUAGUUACAUAUUUGAGGUGACAUUACUGAAGAACCAGAAGGAAAUUAAUGCAACUAUAACUGCUCUACAAGAAUGGCUUGCUACUGACCUCGAGCCAGGAACACUCUAUACAUUAAGGGUUGUGGCCACACUGUGUGGACGGGCAAGCAAAGUCACAGAAUCAAGUAUAACAACAGGUGGGCAGAUACUUGAAGCAAAAACCAGGAUAACAAAUUUAAGAUUUAAUGAAAGUCUCCUGAACACCAGUAGUCCAGAAUACUAUAAUUUCACUAAUGAAAUUUUGAAAGAGAUAUUGACAUCUCAGCCAAAAGAUAUUCUUGAUUUGAUGACAUCAGGAAAAAUUUCUAUAGUUGUUGAUAAAAUUACCAAUGGAAGCAUUCAAGUGAUUUUCAAAAUUGUGUUUGAAUCAGACAUGAAUGCUACGAUGACGAAUGUAUCCACAUCACUACUCUUAUCUUUGAUGAACAGCACAAAGUAUGAAAUUGACAAUUCCAGCACAGGUGUAAUAGAUUAUGACGAGUGUUCACAAAAUACCCAUGACUGUUCUGCUAAUGCAAUGUGCCUGAAUACUUGGGGGUCUUUUAAGUGUCAGUGUAAAGAAAACUUUCAAGACAUGUACCCAGAGAGUCCUGGAAGAAUCUGUCAAGAUGUAAAUGAAUGUGAAGCAGGAAACCACACAUGCUGUCCAAACGCUGUUUGUGAGAAUACAGUUGGUGGCUACCAGUGCAGUUGUAUAAAUGGCUUCAGAGACGCAAAUUCCAGUAAUCCGGGCAGAUAUUGUGAAGAUAUGAAUGAAUGUGAAUCAGGACACCACACAUGCUGUCUAAAUGCUCUUUGUGAGAAUACAAUUGGUGGCUACCGCUGCAGUUGUAAAAAUGGCUUCAGAGACACAAAUUCCAGUAAUCCAGGCAGACACUGUGAAGAUUUAAAUGAAUGUGAAGCAGGAAACCACACGUGCUGUCCAAAUGCUGUUUGUGAGAAUACAGUUGGUGGCUACCAGUGCAGUUGUAAAAAUGGAUUCAGAGACACAAAUUCCAGUAAUCCAGGCAGAUAUUGUGAAGAUGUAAACGAAUGUGAAACAGGACACCACACAUGCUGUGUCAAUGCUUUUUGUGAGAAUACAGUUGGCAGCUACCGCUGCAGUUGUAAAAAUGGCUUCAGAGACACAAAUUCCAGUAAUCCUGGCAGAUACUGUGAAGAUAUAAACGAAUGUGAAGCAGGAAACCACACAUGCUGUCUCAAUGCUGCUUGUGAGAAUACAGUUGGGGGCUACCGCUGCAGUUGUAAAAAUGGCUUCAAAGACACAAAUUCCAGUAAUCCUGGCAGAUACUGUGAAGGUAGCAGUGGUCCUCAUAUGGGAACCCAGUUUGGACACUUGCGGGGGCGCUUGGGAGAUGGAAUCCAGAAGGGUAGCCCUGCCAGGGUCCCUGGGAAUCGAGAGAGGGCGCUGUCAGGGGAGGAAACUACUUUCCUUAUGACCUGGAAGUGCUCCCCGGAAGACAUGGCAUGGCACUGGAAGCACUCCUGGGUCCAGAAUAAAAGGAAGCCCACUGCCACACAUAGUGGAGUCAGAGACAAGAGGCAGCAGGUGAAACUCAACAGAGUCAUAAUCCAGCAUACAAAUACCAGCAAUACUUGCAGUCCCAAUACCCUGUGUCAGUCUGUGCCUGGUGGAAAAAAUUGUUCAGAUCCUUCUCCUGUGAAUGACCUGCUUAUUCACAACGUUACUUCCUGCUCAUUUUUUGCAACUUGGUCUUCUAAGUUCCUUCUUAACUACACCGUAAAGUUGUUGACUUCUGAACAGGAAGUUCUCUCCUUUGACACCGAUAAGCAGGAGUGGCUAGUGACUGGGCUGAAACCUGGGGCUCUGUAUGUGCUGAGAGUUGUUUCAAAAGUUUGUGCACUUGAAGGCCAAGUCGCUGAAAUGACUGUCCGUACAGCUGGAUUGACACUUGAAGCAACAGCAAGGAUCACAAAUAUGCAAUUUAAAGAAAGCUUUUAUAAUACCAGCAGUACUGACUAUCUGAAAUUUACAGAAGAUAUUCAGAAUGAGAUUCUGAAAUUGCAGUCUGCAGAUAUUCAAGAUCUUGUUGCUAAGGGAAAGAUGAAGAUAAUAAUUACCAGCAUCACCAAUGGAAGCAUAAAGUUGUUUUUCAUAAUAGUGUGUGAUACAGAAGCCUUUGAAAUGGUAAAAAGCAGAGGUUCAGAGCUGGUUUCCUCAUUGGGAAACAGUGCAAACUAUAUAUUUGACAGCAGUGGCCUCAGUAUCACAGACUACGAUGAAUGUGCAAGAAAUGUCCAUGACUGCUCGUCUAAUGCCACCUGCAGAAAUAUCUUAGGAUCAUUUGAAUGUUAUUGCAAAGAAAAUUUCCAAGAUAUGCUUCCAAUGCGACCUGGAAGAAUCUGCAAAGCAUUAACCUCAGAAUUUGCUACUGUGUCUCACACAAGGCAAACUGCCACUUCGGCAUCUACUGCAGCAUUUUCGCAAAGAAGCACAACUUCCACCAUAUCCCCAGAGAUCCAGAAGACUAGUCCACUGUCAGUUACCUGCAUGAGUCAAAACAUAUCAGUGACAGUAACUAAAGCAUUUCUAAAUCAGAAGGCGAUUUCAGAGUCCUCUCUCUACCUUGGAACCCCUCAGUGCAAUGUGAGCAGCAGCAAUGACACACAUGUCAUGCUGAGAACAGCAAAAGGCAUUUGUGGUACAAACAUAACAUACAAUAACACUUACACAAUCUUGAAAACUAUAUUAACAUGUGAAUCUAAUCACAAUGAAGGCAUUCUUGCCAGCACACAUCUUCAAGUUCCUAUUACUUGUAUCUACUACAACCAGUUUCUAAUCUCCUCUGGAUACAGCUCUUCAGGGUUUGAUACAAUCAUAUUAGGCAUUGAAGAAUACGGAAGCUUUUCACCAACUUUACAGAUUCUAAGUGGAAAUAAACCUCUUCUUAAGAAUCAGACGCUCACUCCUGAUGAAGAAGUUUUAAUUGAUGUUUCCUUGAAUUUGGGCCUCCCAAAUGCUAGAAUAGUUCUCAACAGAUGCUGGGCAACACCAUCUGAAAACUUGUCAGAUACAACCUCAUAUGAGUUCAUAAACAACAGCUGCUUAAUCCCCAACCCACACACCACCAUGAUACAAAAUGGAAAGUCAUCAAGAGCCCAAGUUCUGAUGAAAGUGUUCUCAUUUGUGAAAGAAAAUGUAGUAUACCUGCACUGUCAGAUCAUGUUGUGCAUUGAAGAUGUGGGAAAAUCCUGCCAACCGAACUGCAGAUUACGAGCCACAAGGUCAUCUGAAGGUGGUACUAUGAAGUCAGCUAGCAAUGGACCACUUCAGAAAGACGAAACUGGAAGCUCCCUUUCAUCUCCUGAAAGUACAAUUCCCUUCAUUAUCCUGGGUGUGCUGAUGUUCAUUUUCCUUUUGGCAAUGAUUGCAGUUUUCCUCUGCCAGUGCAGAAAACGAAUUGGCCACUACAAUUUCAAUAUGAAACCAGGGGAGAAAAAUUUCAAUUUCCAUGCUUUUGCUGAACGAAAUUCUGUAUAA